Chlorocebus sabaeus (green monkey) is the source of this 1621-nucleotide messenger RNA. RefSeq names its product intraflagellar transport associated protein (gene IFTAP). Gene Ontology annotation, biological process: spermatogenesis; acrosome reaction. Gene Ontology annotation, cellular component: 9+0 non-motile cilium; cytosol. Gene Ontology annotation, molecular function: intraciliary transport particle A binding. Lineage: Eukaryota; Metazoa; Chordata; Mammalia; Primates; Cercopithecidae. The record is from RefSeq and is a predicted model, not a curated record.
CAAGAAUCCAUUUUCUCUGGGACGUGUCGCUUUGGAAAUCUGUCUUUGUUGCUCUGGGAGAGAGGACUCCUGGAAUGUGUCUCUGAAUAAAGACUAGCGGAAGGUGCGAAGUGACUAGAUAGGAGCCAAGGAGGAAAACUAGGGAAUGGGAGGUGAGAGUGGCUACACCGACCCAACAUCCGGGUUGCCGGAAGGCUGCAGCGCCCGGAGCGGUGUCGGGCAAACCGCUACCCUGGUAUUGUUGGAGCCUCUCCUGGGGACUUUUGAACAGGUGACCUGGUAGGAAGCACAACUGCUUCUGUUGGAGUGCGGUUGCCUGGAGACCGCAGUCUGAAGGGACUCCCGGCAGAGAUGUCGUUACGGUGUCCUGCCUAUCUGGAUGCUUACGAGCGCGACUCAAAAUUACACCCCUGAGGACCUCGGAGAUACUGUGGCCUCGUGAAUAGAAAUGUCUACCCAUGUGUCAGGACUGGAAAUAAUGAAUGAAGAUCAGUUAAUCAAAGAAGUCUUGGAUAAAUUCCUUAAUUGUCAUGAACAAACAAAUGAUGAAGAAUUUCUGAACACUUUUGCUCGUCGUUCACAAGAGGAUCUUGUGUCCGAAAGGGGAGUGGUUGGAACUGAUUCUUCAGAAAACAUUUUUACCUCAGCAAAAGUUACUCAUGAAAAUGAAGCAAAUAACUGCCAUCUUAGAAAUAAAACCAUCUUUCUUCGUACUUCAUCACAGUGUUUAGAAGAACAGGUAGAAAAUUUCCUAGAUUUAGAAGAUCUGGACAUGGAUGAAGAGACUAAACCCCAAAUGAGUGAGGAUUUGCUGCUACUUCCAGGAGAAGUGGAGCAGGCUGCAAGCACCAGCAUUCCUCCCUGUAUCCCUUCUGUGGCCCAGCCUCCUACCUGUGAAGUGAAGCCAAAGCCUGCUGUAAAAAGAAUGGGCAAACAGACGAAAGAGAUACUUGGAGAUGAAGUUCAACCCUUCUCACUUGAUGAAGAAUUUGACUAUGACAAUGUGACACUAACCUCCAAGUUUAGUCCUACAGAGAUAGAGACCAUCAAAGAGUUAUGCAAGCAGAAGAGAAAGGACACCAGCCCAGACUUAGAGGAACCCUGUGACUGAUUCACAGAGGCAUUUUUUUGUGCGUGUGUGCUUAUUUUAAUUUUGUUCUUAUUCAAGCAACAUUAGAAUAAAAGAUAAACCUACUAUAAUUCCCUUUGUGGAAAUUUACAUAUGUGCACUCAUUUAUCAGAGUUACCUGUUAUUAGGGAUAUAGAGCAAUAAGGCCAAGGAGAUUGCAGCCCUUACAGAAUUCUCUCUUGCCAUGUUGUUGCUGCAUCUUGUGCCUGGUUGGAGGAGAUGGGAGUGGGAAAUGGGAACAGGAAGCAGCAUCUAUGGAGGGAUCCAUUUUGAUGAAAGCAUUGCACUAGGUGAUGUGAGGUGCUGUACCAAAGGUCAGAAACAUGAUCCUACUUCCUUGAGAGUAAAGGACAAUUACACAUGAAAACACAUUGUAGCACAUUAGAGAAAAAUUGCUAAUAUGAAGUAGGUCUGGGUCCUAGCUAGGUCCAGAGAUAGUGCUAUCAGUGUGAGUGUUGUUGAGAGAUUUGGCUUCUGGAAUUGAUUGGGAAA